AUGGUAGUGGUGUCGCGCCGAAAAGACGACUAUCCCGAUGACUUCAGGGCCAAUGGAACGAAGUAUCCUGAUCAGUACUUCUUUUUCACGUUUGAGGACAUGGCAAUCAUCAAGGUCGAGUACGAUAUCAGCAAGGGCGAAACUACGGUCGAUAAACCGGUCACAACCGGUCAAGAAUCAAUGGGAAACGACAGCUCUUCCGAGAUGACGAAGUAUAUCACCAUAGCCAAAAAGUACACACAAACAUCAUCCUUUGACUACACUUCUGGCCUAAGCCUCAUCACAAUCGGAACGACCGCAACAGUGGGAGUUCCUGGGGUCGCGGAAGGGAAGGUCCAGUGCACAGGAUCGACCACGCAGGAGAUGAAAUGGGGGAAACAGUAUUCGGAGGGACGCGAAAUUAAAGAGUCGUACGACAUCAAAGUUCCUCCUCAUUCUAAGAGCAGUGUGGCCCUUGCAGCGACUUUCUCAAACUUUCGAGGUACCUUGCACCGUGCACUCGCAGUGGAAGAAGACGGGCGUUGA
Penicillium samsonianum is the source of this 525-nucleotide messenger RNA. RefSeq lists its product as uncharacterized. Lineage: Eukaryota; Fungi; Ascomycota; Eurotiomycetes; Eurotiales; Aspergillaceae. Bases 1 to 525 code for a protein of 174 amino acids. The transcript has a single exon. The record is from RefSeq and is a predicted model, not a curated record.